AUGCAUUUCGCUUCGGUCAUCGUCCUUCUUUCUGCCUUUGGCACCGUAUCGGCAUCGCCACGCUAUGGCAUCCAAGACCACCACCUCCGCCGCGCGGCAUCAUCCUUCAACCCGUUUGAAGGCAGGAAACUAUACGCCAACCCAGUGUGGGCAGCGAAGCUUGAGAAAACCCACAACGCUUUCUUGAGCAAGGGCGACACCAACAACGCCGGAAAGGUUCGCACGAUUCAGAACAUUGGAACCUUUGUAUGGAUAUCCAGCACCGCCAUGCUGUCCGACAUCGACACCGCCAUCGAGGGCGCCCGCGCGGCCCAGGCGAAGACCGGCCAGAAGCAGACCGUCGGUUUGGUGCUGUACAACCUGCCCGACAGAGACUGCAGCGCGGGAGAGAGUGCCGGCGAGUUCAGGACCGACAAGAGCGGACUGCAGCUGUACAAGGAUACCUUUAUCAAGCCCUACGCGCAGAAGCUGGCUGCCGCGACCGAUCUGAACUUUGCCGUGAUCCUCGAGCCUGAUGCACUGGCCAACCUUGUCGUCAACUCGCACGUCCCGCUUUGUGCCAAGGCUCAGACGGCGUAUGAGGAUGGUAUUGCUCAUGCCAUCGCAAGCCUGCAGUACAACCAUGUCAGCUUAUAUGUCGAUGCUGCCAACGGAGGUUGGUUAGGUUGGGAUAAUAAUCUAGGCCCUGCGGCCGAGAUAUUUUCCAAGGUUGUGAAGAAGGCUGGCAACAACGCGAAGAUUCGUGGGUUCUCGAUCAACGUCUCCAACUACAACCCAUUGAAUGCCAACCAUCGCCCGAGCUACGCGAAGGGGAGCAACUCCUAUGACGAGAACCACUAUAUCCUCUCUCUCGCUCCUCACCUCGAGGCCAAGGGCUUGCCUUCCCGGUUCAUCGUCGACCAAGGCCGUGUUUCUGAAAGCAGAAAGGAUUGGGGUGAGUGGUGCAAUGUCAGCCCUGCCGGCUUCGGCAUGCGCCCCGGCACCCCGGUGAACAACCCCCACAUAGACUCGGUUGUUUGGGUGAAGCCUGCCGGCGAGAGCGACGGACAGUGCGGGCUUGCGGGCGCUCCUGUGGCGGGGGCUUGGUUUGACGAGUACGUCCAAAUGCUUGUGAAGAACGCCGAUUCUACUAUUGCUCCGAGUAGGGCCUAGACGCU
Colletotrichum navitas is the source of this 1157-nucleotide messenger RNA. RefSeq names its product endoglucanase-6B. The coding region runs from base 1 to 1152 and encodes 383 amino acids. Lineage: Eukaryota; Fungi; Ascomycota; Sordariomycetes; Glomerellales; Glomerellaceae. Gene Ontology annotation, molecular function: hydrolase activity, hydrolyzing O-glycosyl compounds. The transcript is spliced from 4 exons. Gene Ontology annotation, biological process: cellulose catabolic process. The record is from RefSeq and is a predicted model, not a curated record.